Molecule: messenger RNA, 1587 nt
Organism: Staurois parvus
Lineage: Eukaryota; Metazoa; Chordata; Amphibia; Anura; Ranidae
Source: the annotation of a GenBank genome assembly
AUGGCGGUUGUUCCUCGCGGAAGACGUAUUCAUGUCCCGAGUGCGGGAAAUGUUUUCCCAAGACAGAGAAGCUUAUGGCACACCAGAGGACUCACUCCGUGGACAAACCGUAUUCAUGUUCAGAGUGCGGAAAGUGUUUCCCGUACAGAUCGCACCUUGACCGCCAUGAAAGGACUCACACGGGCGAGAAGCCGUUUUUCUUGUUCCGAAUGCGGAAGAUGUUUUACCCAGAAAGGAUAUGUCCUGUUACACCAGAGGAUUCACACGGGGGAGAAACCGUAUUCCUGUCCGGACUGCGACAAAUGUUUUACCCAAAGAUCGAGUCUUUUUAAACACCGGAUAUGUCACACGGGGAUGAAGCCGUAUUCGUGUCCCGAAUGCAGGAAAAGUUUUAAAAAGAAAGGCAAUCUUAUUGCGCAUCAGAAGACUCACACCGGAGAGAAACCGUUUCCCUGCCUCGAAUGCGGCAAGCGUUUUGCGUACAAGUCAAAUCUUACCGUACAUGAAAAAAUUCACACAGGAGAGAGACCUUUUUCGAUCCACACGGGUGAUCUCCCGUAUUCCUGUUUGGAAUGCGGGAAGUGCUUUACUGACAGGUCGUCUCUCCUCAAACACCAGAGAAUCCACACCGGCGACCGUCCCUAUUUGUGUUCGGAGUGCGGGAAAGGAUUUACAGAUAUAUCCAGCCUAUUUCAGCAUCAGAGAGUCCACACUGGGGUUCAGCCCUAUUCCUGUUCCGAGUGUGGGAAAUGUUUUACGCGUAAAUCAACUCUGGUUAGGCACGAGAGAGUCCACACCGGGGAGAAGCCAUAUUCCUGCUCUGAAUGCGGGAAGCGGUUUACUCAGAAACCAGCCCUAGUGUCACAUGGCCGAGCCCGUACAGGGGCUAAGAUGUACCUAUGUUCUGAGUGUGGUAAAUGUUUUGUCUCCAGAUCCAAACUGCUGGUGCACCAGACAACUCACACAGGGGAGAAGCCACAUUCAUGUCCUGAGUGCGGGAAAUGUUUUUCCCGGAAGACGUCUCUUCUCAAACACAAGAAACUUCACACGGGGGAAAAGCCUUAUAUCUGUCUGGAGUGUGGGAAAUGUUUUACAGAGAAGGUCAAUCUUCUCACACACCAAAGAAUACAUACAGGAGAGAAACCGUUUUCAUGUCCAGAAUGUGGGAAGUCUUUUUCCCAGAGAGGAAACCUUAUAUCCCACCAGAGAACUCUCACACAGCCGAGAAACCGUACUCAUGUUCUAAGUGCGGGAAGUGUUUUACGCAGAGACAAGGUGACUCACACGGGAGAGCGUCCGUUCUCGUGUUCUGAAUGCGGGAAAUGCUACACUGAUAAGUCCCAUCUAGCUGUACAUCAGGUCAUUCACAUGAGCGACCGCCAGUAUUCUUGCCUUGAGUGCGGCAAACGGUUUACCCGAAAAGGAAGCCUUAUUUCGCACCAGAGGUCACACACGGGAGAAAAGCCAUUUUCAUGCACCGAGUGUAGUAAACAGUUCACGAGAAAAGCCACUCUCGUCUCGCAUCUAGCUUCCCAUAAAUUACAAGAGAAGUCAGUCAACACGUUUUGGGGGUCCAAAUUCCCCUAA